This is a messenger RNA of Xylona heveae TC161, 1539 nucleotides long. RefSeq names its product PLP-dependent transferase. Gene Ontology annotation, molecular function: carbon-sulfur lyase activity; pyridoxal phosphate binding. The transcript is spliced from 2 exons. Gene Ontology annotation, biological process: transsulfuration. The coding region runs from base 126 to 1406 and encodes 426 amino acids. The record is from RefSeq and is a predicted model, not a curated record. Gene Ontology annotation, cellular component: cytoplasm. NCBI's taxonomy places the organism in Eukaryota, Fungi, Ascomycota, Xylonomycetes, Xylonales, Xylonaceae.
CUGAACACAAUUAUCGUUCUAUUUUUUUUAAAGCCACGUGCUGAUAAGCCGCUCCAUUGAAAUUUCUCGAAGCCUCCGCCGAAGAUUGCCAGCUCUGGGAAGGAAAUCCGUAUUGCGCUUCCAAGAUGUCUCAUAACGGGGGAACCACUUCGCAACAACUGGCUGCAAUUCCAGACACUAAGCCUGACGCCUCAGUGCGAGCGUACGCCCCUGAGACUCAGGCAAUUCAUGCCGACGAUCACCUGAACACCAACCCAGAUGUCGCCCCAGCAUUGCAUGUCUCUACGACCUUUAGAUAUACUGAAGAUCCUGAGAAGCUGAGGCCGGUAGGAGAUGAUUCUGAGUCACUGGACGAAAGCCACAUCUACUCGCGAGUGACCGCGCCGAAUACAACUCGGCUCGAGAGUAUUCUGUCUACGUUGCUCAAGGGUCGAGCUGUGACAUAUUCAUCUGGUCUGUCUGCCCUGCACGCGGCGCUCGUCUUCCUCAAUCCCAAAAAGAUAUCCAUUGGAGAUGGCUAUCACGGCUGCCAUGGCGUGGUCGAUCUCCAGCAACGUCUUACAGGGAUGAAGAAGCUUCCCCUUGACUGCGCCGCAGAGGAGCUAGGCCCAGGGGACGUCAUUCACUUGGAAACACCUGUGAACCCUACGGGCCUGGCCUUCAACAUCCAGAAGUUUGCAGAAAAAGCCCACUCUAGAGGCGCAUAUCUGGUGGUAGAUGCUACGUUUGGACCGCCAGGUCUCCAAGACCCUUUCGCGCACGGUGCGGAUAUCAUAAUGCACAGCGGCACGAAAUAUAUUGGAGGCCAUAGUGAUAUGCUAUGUGGUGUAUUGGCCACUCAACGCGAAGACUGGUGGAAGGUACUCCUGGACGAUCGGACAUAUCUGGGCAGCGUGUUGGGAAGCUUCGAGGGCUGGCUGGGUAUCCGCAGCGUGCGCACUCUUGAAUUGCGCGUUCGCAGACAGAGCGACAAUGCAUCUCGCCUGGUUGCAUGGCUGGAUGCUAUGGUCUCUGGACGACCAGACCAGACCCCUGGCAACGAUGCUGCCUCGAGUUCGGCUAAUGCAGCUCUUGUCCGAAAGAUUGUGGCUCGUGUCGCUCAUGCCAGCCUUCAGCAUGAUGACAAGGCCUGGUUAGACAAGCAAAUGCCCAAUGGCUAUGGACCGGUGUUUUCUAUGUGGGCAACCAGCGAAGCAUUUGCUCGCGCACUUCCUAGUCGUUUGAAGCUAUUCCAUCAUGCUACCAGCCUCGGAGGCGUAGAGAGUCUGAUAGAGUGGCGAAGAAUGAGUGACAAAGGUGUCGUACCGACCUUGCUCCGAGUGAGUGUUGGAGUUGAAUCUUGGGAAGAUAUCAGAGAUGAUCUACUGCAAGGGUUCAAGGCUCUUGCUGGCGAGGCCACCUCUUGAUUGAGCUUGUUGCUUUCGCACUGAGAUGAACUGAACGUGUAUAUAUCUAAAAACAACAUAUAGAUAGUUAGAGAUGAUUUAUGACUAAGCACCGAUAGAGAGGCUGCAAUAGAAUCUAAAGCAAUACAGGGAC